CCGCCUGUCUCGGCCUCCUCCUCCUCGCCGCACGCCAGCCUAGCCGGCUCUUUGGCUUUUUCGAAGGUGGCGCAGAGGAGGUGGCCGAUCCGGCGCCGCCCGCUGCUCACGCCGAUCCGCUGACGGCGCGAUUCUCUCGAGCAAAUCCCGACACGCUGCUGAGGAGGCGGGACGGCGUCGAGCCGCCGACUCCGCGCAGCACCGAUACGAGCGGCGCCUUGUCUUUGACCAAGUGGGUGUGGGUCUUGUGGCAGGUGGGGUGGGUGUACGGCAAGGAGGACGCCGACGCAAGCCUCGCUGAAGCCGAGUCCGCCUUCGAGAAGGCCGAGACGCACCUCGAGACGGCCGGCGCGUCUCUCGGAGCACAGGCGCUGGGCCCGUUUGCCUCUCGAUCCGCGACGACGCGCGACGCACUCGAAAAGGCACUGCUUCUCGAUGGACUCGACGGCCGCGGUGUCUUUCCCGGAACGGCUGGUGGGGCGGAGUGAGUGGGCAAGGCGGACGCAGCGGCAGGGCGGCAGGCCGGGCAGCUACAGCGGCUAUGUCAACGUCACUCCCACCGACUGGCUCUUUUACUGGUACUUUCGCGCCGACAACACCGGCUCGCGCACGCCCAAGCCGCUGCUCGUCUGGUCCAACGGCGGGCCAGGCUGCUCGGCGAUGGAGGGCGCGACGACAGAGAUCAGCCCGCUGCGGCUGUUCGACAUCAAGCGCGGCUGGGCGAGUGCGACGGGGCAGCUGUCGGACAACGCGUUCGCGUGGAGCGCACACGCGAGUUUGCUCUUCGUCGACCAGCCCAGGUACGUCGGCUACUCGUUCGGCUCUGGCCCGCACGUCACAAGCUCUGCGCAGGCCGGCCAAGACAUGGUGGCGUUUCUGAUCGGCUGGCUCCGCCUCUUCCCAGAGCACGCGCAGGCCGACGUCAUCCUCGCGUCGGAGAGCUACGGCGGGCACUACGUCCCCGCAUGGUCGGACGCCAUUCUGGCGCACAACGACGGCGCGGCGGCAGAGGAGCGGAUCCGGCUCCGCGGCUUGCUGAUCGGGAACGGCAAGAUCAACCAGCGCUUCGCCAGCAACGACAACUUCGAGGCCUUCCUCUCGCAGGCCCACCUGCUGCCGCCCGGGCGGGCGGCGUCGCAGCGCGCGCCGUGGGAGAACGAGUACAGCUGGCGUGUGCGGUCUCAGCUGCUGGGCGAGGCGGCGCAGUACCUCGGUUACACGCCAAACGGUUACGACUACCGCGUGCGCGCGCUGGCGUGCCCCGCCUGCGUGCAGUACAACUAUACCGCGUGGAGCAGCUGGUUCCUGACGGACGAGGUGAGGCGGGCGCUUCACGUCUGUGGAGACGCGGGCCGCGGUGCCUUCGCCGGCUCUGCGGCGGGCUGCAUCCGCAUGCCGGGCUUCAGCGACGACUCAGUCGGCGACGGCCACUCGGAGGCGCUCGGCCGCAGCCUGGACCGAGGCGUCAAGGUGGCGCUGCUGUACGGCAAGCAGGACUCGGUCUGCGACUUUGUGCAGGGCCUCGCCACCGCGGAUCACUUGCCGUGGUCGGGCGCCGCCACAUUCCGAUCCGCAACGAUGGCGCCGCUGCGGCUGCUCGGCGCGGAGAUUGGGCAGUGGAAGGCGAGCGGCGGGCUGUCCUGGUACCAGAUCGACGGCGCGGGCCACAUGGUGCCGCUCGACGCGCCUGCGGCGGCGCUGGGUGUGCUGGAGCGGCUGGUCGUCUCUCCGCUUGUCGGGGGCGACGCCACCUUCCUGCUCCUCUACCGCGAGCUCUACUUCCGCCACCUCUACUCGCGCCUGACGCCGACCCUGCAGCAGCGGAUCGACUCGUGGGCGAACUACGAGGCGCUCUUCUCGCUGCUGCUCGACGGAGACGCGCCGGCAGAUCUGGCGCUCCCUAACCAGUGGAUCUGGGACCUGGUCGACGAGCUCAUCUACCAGUUCCAGGCGUGCAGCGUGGAGCAUGUUCCGCCAGCGGCUCAAGAGAUCGCCAUCCUCAAGCAGCGGACCGACGUCUGGAGCGUGACCUCCGUGCUCGGCAUGCUCGCGCCGGAGGGCGGGGCGGGGAGCAUGCUGCACCGGAUGGCGGAGCGGGCGAAGGAGCCGCGCUUCGCCUCGGUGCCGCUGUACGAGAUCGGCGGCUACUUCGCGACGGUGGGGCUGCUUCGGGUGCAGUGCUUGCUGGCGGACUACACGCUCGCGCUCAAGACGGUCACCUCGUGCCACAUCUCCGUCUUCUACUACGUCGCGUUCGCCUACCUCAUGAGCCGCCGGUACGUCGACGCGAUCCGCACGCUCUCGCAGAUCCUCUUCUACAUCGGCCCGCGCCAAGCAGGACCGCAGCCCGCAGCUGCGUACCGGCUGCAGCUCAAGCUCUUCCUGGCCGAGGUGAAGCAGCAGGCGAUGCUGCCCACCGUCCGCUCUCUCCUCAAGCUCUACACCACCAUCGGCAUCCCAAAGCUCGCGGAGCUGCUCGACGAGGCGGAGAGCGGCGGCGACGCUGAGGGCGCCUUCCGGGAGCAGCUGCAGUGUCUCAAGCACAAGACGCACGCGCUAGCGCACGUGGCGGACAGUUCCCUCACGCGCCGCCACUCGGACUACUUUGUCCGCCAGAUCGGGAAGCUCGACGAGAUCAUUGCGAACAUCAAGGCGCCGGCGCCGUGA
Molecule: messenger RNA, 2667 nt
Organism: Emiliania huxleyi CCMP1516
Lineage: Eukaryota; Haptophyta; Isochrysidales; Noelaerhabdaceae
Exons: 12
Coding region: 436-2667 (743 amino acids)
Biological process (GO): proteolysis; translational initiation
Cellular component (GO): eukaryotic translation initiation factor 3 complex; cytoplasm
Molecular function (GO): serine-type carboxypeptidase activity; translation initiation factor activity
Source: RefSeq, a predicted model, not a curated record